Messenger RNA from Salvia splendens (bonfire salvia), 1030 nucleotides. RefSeq names its product putative B3 domain-containing protein Os03g0619850. The coding region runs from base 106 to 465 and encodes 119 amino acids. Lineage: Eukaryota; Viridiplantae; Streptophyta; Magnoliopsida; Lamiales; Lamiaceae. The transcript has 3 exons. The record is from RefSeq and is a predicted model, not a curated record. Gene Ontology annotation, molecular function: DNA binding.
CUUCUCCAUUAGAAGGCUAUAUAGGAAAUAGGUAUCUAGACGGAUAGACAACACUCCACACUUAGUCGAAAACUACGGCAACUUUGCAUCACACACAACCGAAAAAUGGAAGAUGAUGGUUCUAACUCCGUCCCGAACGUCGACCCGGACUACCAACGACUCCCCGCAUUCAUGAUGGUUUUCCACCAGGGGCGAUUCCAUGAUGACAUGCGACUUCCAGACAAAUUUGUCGGGAUUAACGGGCAUGACCUACCGUUCGACUGCAGGCUCGUUUGGCCGAAUGGAAUACGCUAUAGAGUGCGAAUUCUAAAGCUUGCCAAUGGGUUCUUCUUCUCAUCCGGAUGGAGAGAGUUUGUUCGUGCUACCGGCGUUGUACACGACGAUCAUCUCACCUUCACUUUGGUGGAUGUAGGAAUUUUCAAUGUUAAACGGUUUGAUAGCGAAACGCAUUUUCCCCUUUGUUGAAGACGACGAUGUGGAAGGUAGCCACGGCCCGGACAUCGAUACGUCCGAUGAUUACGUGCCAUCGGGGACUGAAUCUGAGACAACAAUGGAUGACGACUACGUGGACGAUAGAGGGGCACUAAACAUCGACGGCUUCCCUACAUUUGUAAUUACGCUCACCCCGACUAACAUCAAUCGCAGCCUUGAGAUCCCAUAUGGCUUUUGGCAACGCCAUAUCCCGAUGGGGGUAAUACAAGCGGGAGUGUAUCUGGUGAUCGAAGGGGGGAUGUGGCUAUGUACACUCAAACACAACUCGAGGAAGAUAUGGGCGAAGCAUGGGUGGGCUCGCUUCAAACACGAUCAUAAUCUAGUGGUAGGGGUGCGUUGCUAUUUCAAGCUCGUUGAUGCCUUUGUUGUCCAAUUUCAAGUGUGGUUUGAGCGUCCCUAACUUCGUUGGAAGUAAUUACGUUAUCUGUAUGUAUGCAGUUUUAGUAAGACGCUUAGUAUCAUAAUGUAGGUGAUAAUGAAGGUUGUGUACGCUCAUCAUGGCAAAUUUUCAAUAAACUUGCUUUGAUUGUGUGAUGAA